Molecule: messenger RNA, 930 nt
Organism: Colletotrichum godetiae
Lineage: Eukaryota; Fungi; Ascomycota; Sordariomycetes; Glomerellales; Glomerellaceae
Exons: 7
Coding region: 1-930 (309 amino acids)
Source: RefSeq, a predicted model, not a curated record
AUGGCAGAAGCUAUCGGCCUGGCAUCGGGGGUGCUAAGCUUUGCGUUGCUCGCUUCUAAGUCCAGCAUCGCCCUGUACAACACAGUUCAGGGCAUCCGGACCCAACCCAAGCGUGUGCGGGAUCUCGCCGACGAGCUCAGAGCCGUGAGUGAAGUGCUGUACUUGCUUACCGACACUAUCGACGUCGCGCCCGGUAACGAACUAUCUGCGCUUGACACGCCUUUGCGACGAGGCGACGAGGCGUGCAAGGAGUUUGAGCAAGAGCCCCUGCGAUGCUCCUCGCGGUCUAGCGGCGAUCGCGCUAGCACCCCCCUCGCUGAUGCGCAACUGCGCCGAUCCGUAACGACCGCCGAGAAUCUCGAAAACUAUCAAACAAUGAUUAAAACGACAACCGAUGAUCUCGAGGCUCGUCUCGAAAACAUUGACGCUAAUCUUGCCGCUAUAAUCGAGCACAUUGGAGAAAGCACACAGAAAUGUCUUGAACUCAGCGCGCAGUUGGCGAACCGCAUCAGCUAUGACGCUCAUACUCACGAGAACCUCUAUCCUGAACACACCGUCGCGGAUGUAGAAAAACAUAUGCAACAGUUGAUGGACCGGCUCAUCGUGAGGUCGUCGACGCAGAUGAGCUUGGAGCAUGACGUGGCGCAACUCACUAGACUGCGUGAGGGGUGGACGACUGCCGGACAGUGUCUCGAUAUCUGUUCCCAAGCUGAAAGCCACGUGGAGGAGGACUUUAGCAUCAUUGACAAUUACGCGACCGGAGACGAUACCGUGCAGUUCUUAGUGUCGACUACUGGGAAAACGAUAUAUGGCAAGAAUCGAGGUUACGGAUCAACGACUCGCAUCGGCGGGCGCAUAGCUACACGACGUAUUCAGCUCAUCAGUCAGCGAGCUUACUCCGAUGCUGGACAGUGCUCUCCGUCCAAAUAG